CAAUUUUCAGCCGAAAAUAGCCCGCAAUUUGCACACCUGCUGACCAUGCUAUCGCGCAAAAACAAAGAUUUGAAAACGAUCAAGGAAGGGGUGGUCGGCAAAUACGUGAAAAAAGACACCCCGCCCGAAAUGCCAAUCAUUAACGUUUGGACAACCGAACCAAAAAGACGCCUCUCGAACCAGGGCCGUCAGUCGCUCCCCGCCAGCCUCACACGGGGGGCCAACCAGAGCAGCAUCACCGUCCAGAAAUUCGGGAACCAAAAAACCAUCAUCAGCUCUGGCCUGGGGGCGCACCAGGGGAAGUACACACCCAGCUCCUCAGUCCCGGAUUUGGCCACCAGGUUUGCCAAUCUGUCCACAAACGAAAACAAUUCCCUUUACACGCCAAGCUCAUCAGUGGCCCCACAACACAUUUACAUGAACCAACACAUCAGUUCGUCAUACAGUGACAAUUCGAACGCCAAUUACGUCGAAAUUGAUCAAAUUUAUCCACUCACUACGCAGGAUAAUAAUUAUAAUAGCAGAAGUUCGCCGAUUUAUCAGAACACUGAUGGGGCCCAUAAGAGUCAAGACACGACCCCCAUUUAUAGCAAUACGGGGGCCGAGCGCUACUCUAAUCCUCUGCAAGGGAUGACUUAUGGUGAAUCGCUCGCCCACCAUUUGAGACACUCGCUGGGGCGCAAUGAAAGCAGUACAGAUCAGUCUGAAGAGCUUCCGCUUCCGCCCGGCUGGUCCGUGGACUACACCCUCCGUGGUCGUAAGUACUACAUCGACCACAAUACCAAAACCACCCAUUGGUCGCACCCCCUGGAGCGCGAGGGGCUUCCCACAGGAUGGCAAUGUGUCCAUUCCCCCAUUUACGGCAUUUAUUACGUCAAUCACAUUACGAAACAAGCUCAAUACGAGCACCCUUGUCUAGUGCCUUGCUAUAAUUAUCAGCCCGAGGUGCGGUAUUUCAACCCCCCAAGAACGACACAUUAUCAGCCUCACAGCGUCCUGGUGCCGGCAAAUCCCUACUUGUUAGAGGAGAUUCCCCAUUGGCUUAACGUCUAUUUCAAUGCGAGUCCGGAUCUGGACCACAAAUUAAAGUGGGACAUGUUCCGGUUGCAAGACCUGGACUGUUACAACGGCAUGCUGACGCGGCUUUAUAAGCAGGAACUGCAGAACAUUGUGAUGCGGUACGAGACCUACAGGUCCGCAUUGCUUGUCGAAAUGGAGAAGUUUAGGAAUAGUAGAAAUGGGGCUGUGACUGGUCAAUAAAAUGUUCCUUUUUGUAUUUUAUUAACUAAGAAAUGUGAUUAUUUAUUCUUGUAUCGCUUCAGACGCUUCAUCAAACUCGUUAUGGAUGUCAUAGUUAGUGACUUGCAGGCCUGAGACUUGUAUCACUUUUGCGUCCUUAAUGCCUAAAGUUCGAGCCCAUUGUUGUGCUAAAGACACGAAUAAACGCUUUAUUUUUAUUAACAA
Tribolium castaneum (red flour beetle) is the source of this 1464-nucleotide messenger RNA. RefSeq names its product salvador (gene sav). The record is from RefSeq and is a predicted model, not a curated record. Gene Ontology annotation, biological process: positive regulation of apoptotic process; hippo signaling; apoptotic process. The transcript has 6 exons. Gene Ontology annotation, cellular component: cytosol. The coding region runs from base 46 to 1260 and encodes 404 amino acids. NCBI's taxonomy places the organism in Eukaryota, Metazoa, Arthropoda, Insecta, Coleoptera, Tenebrionidae. Gene Ontology annotation, molecular function: protein binding; molecular adaptor activity.